Mya arenaria is the source of this 2940-nucleotide messenger RNA. RefSeq lists its product as uncharacterized. The transcript is spliced from 7 exons. NCBI's taxonomy places the organism in Eukaryota, Metazoa, Mollusca, Bivalvia, Myida, Myidae. The record is from RefSeq and is a predicted model, not a curated record. The coding region runs from base 1284 to 1940 and encodes 218 amino acids.
CCCAAAAUGGGUCAAAAUAUUUGAAGUUUCGAAUGUAAUUCCCAUUAACAUUUCUUGUGAUAUAACCAAUUUGUGCAAAAUGUAAUGUUGUAACAAAACACGUACAAACAAUGGAAUACUCUUACCGCAUCACUCCUGUCAUUGUAGUUUUCUUCAACGUUCUUCUGUGGACACCCGUUGAAACAAUUGUAAUGCUCCCGAGCACUGUCGACUGCAACAAAAAACCGAUAGGAGUUGCUCCUUUGGGACCAGUAAUCGUGCGGUCUCAGAUCAACCAACGUUUUGAUGCGUUGACGUGCCGAGUCACCUUUUCCACAUACUAUGGAUACAAGCUCUGUUUGUUUUUCUCAACGUUUUACAUUGAAAACUGCGAUGUAGCUUUCCUAGUGGAACGGGGAAAUACAACCGAGAAGUAUGACUGUUACCGACAGGACAUCCCAGAAACUAUCUGCACUGGCAGCCUGUAUUUGACUUUGGUGUUAAAGAAGACAAAAUUCUUCGAAAAGGGAUAUAAAUUCGAGCUGACAGUUAAUAGCUCUGCAGAGGUAACAUCAGCGGACUUUGUCAAGGGCAUGGGUGCCUUCAACAAGAGUGCCAGACCAGUAGUUGUUGCAAUGGUGCUUAUCCCUACUUUGUUUGUCGUCCUCUGGAAUGUCUACACUCACUGGAGAAAAUGCCAACAUAAACGACACAACCAGCCCGGGGAAGAGAGGGAUGUUCAGCGUCAUAUUGUUUAUGUUGGAGGAAAAUUCAAGAAAAAGCCCUUGACAAUUAUCUAAUGACGAAUGCAACUGCUCCCCGUAUUGUGCUAGGCUUUAAUUUAGAAGUGGAUAAAGUUUAGGUUGACGCGCAUGUAAAGUUUGUUAAGGAGGCUUUAUUUUGUCUUUUGCGUUUGAUCGAAGAGUCGUUAUUUUAAAUGUCCAUACAUCAUUGUUUAUUAUAACAACGCAAUAAACGUGAAUCAUUUGUGCAUAAAGACACAAAAGGACCAGAUUGUUUAAACUAUUUGCAUGAUAGACAAUCCCAUCCAAUAUAUCACUUAUUACCAAAUCAAUGUGUUAAUAGAAAAUACUUUGUAAGAGGGCCAAAUAACAAUAAAUAGGUUUUGUCUCUGUCACUAAAACAAUUUGGAUAAAUAAAGUUUUUGUUCAUCCUUAAUUGUUUCAGAAGAAUAGAUCAAAUGUAUGUUUCGAAAAAAUGUUAUAAAUAUGAACCCGGAUUAGAAGCGCGCUUUAAAAUGUAAAGUCGUGUUGUGAUUUUGUGACUUAAACAGUGUGUCUAUAAUGGGGAAAAUAUUCCGUCUAGUAAUAGUAUUGUUUAUUAUACAACAUGCGGAUGCGAAGAAAGUAUACAUGAACAGCCUGUCUGACUGUUUCCUGAAAACCCCAAUUGAGGUUGAAGAACCGGUCAUGAUAUCACAUCAGGACAACAAUCCUUAUGACAUGCUAGUUUGCAACAUUACACUGAAAACAGUACCAGGAGAAAAACUGUGUCUGUCAUUCCAACAUUGGGUAGUUACAAACUGCGCUGUGUAUUUACAUUUGCAGUCUGGAACCGAAACGAGAAGUUACGACUGCUUUGUCCGUGGCAAACCAGAAACAUUUUGUAGCGGAAAUGAGUUGCUGACGGUUAUCUUGGAAAAGAAAUUGCUUUCCCAAAUUGGAUAUGAAUUUUCUUUAUUGGUCGAGUCCUCAAAAGGUGACACGUACAUCCAUUUUAAGAAUGGGCACAAUGACGCUGAGAUGGGUAGAGAGAUUGGGGAUACACUCAGCAUCGUCAGCUUAACUAUCAGCAGCGCAACCAUGUUGUUCGUACUGGUCGUUCUGCUACUACUAUGCUGCCGUCGACAAACCGUUUACAAGAGAACUUCCAGGCAACAGCAAACCUUUUUGAAGUUUGAAGACAUACCUAAGUUUGAAAACUGUUAUAGCGGACGAUAAUUUAUUACACGCUUGAUACCAAUAUAUGUGAUGUUGAACUUUAAGCACUGUACGUACCAUUGUUAAGAUAUCGAAUAGUAUUUAGCAUAUUUAACAAUACUAACCGUCAACUACAUGCACUUGCUAUAUGCCAUAAUAUUGAAUACAUGUGUAAUGAUAUGAAAACUUUAAUUUCUUAGAUUUUACAUCCUUAUUACUUGUGUAGUUGAACAUUAUUACACUGUCAUUUUACUUUCUCUGUAAAAAACAUAUUGUAAAUAAUUAAAAUGAAACAUUUUGAUAAUUUUCAAAGAAGCGCAAGCAUGCUUUAUGGUUUUGCAAAAAUCAGACUUUGAAUUCCAACGUUACCUCCCGCACACGAACGAACGCUUUAGCAUCGGAAGGAGACUUUUUACCACUAACGAGCAGUUUUCCCAUUCGAUCACAUUAAAUUUUAUUUAUACAUGUAAACAAAUACAAUCCUUCGCACACAUCCGUUGUACUUAUACUGGAGGUCGCCAUUUUUUUUUUGGUCACACAAGACGUACUAUUGUUGUGCAGAAUACGCUGCCGCUGGGUACCAGACAACAUCCGAAAAUGAUGUACAUUUUAUUUGUUAGGGGAGGUAACAGUGUAGGAGAUUAUCUUUAUUUUUGAGAAGGUUAUGCAUCUUCGUGGGAUUAUGUUAGUAAUGAUUAUGCCCCUUUGUUGUAAUAUUGCCAUAAUUCUUAUGCUUGAAAAUGGUUUUCUUUAGGUGAUGACUAAGGAGGACCAUCUGCGUGUUUAAUUUCUAGUUCAUCAUUAGUAUUCGUCAUAGAAUUCUUAUAUUAAAACGAAUAUUACAAUUUAUGAUGUUGUUACAUGUAAACUAUGAUAACUGUCUAAAUUCAGUGACGUCACGAUGUUUAUUGUUGAUAGACAUGUUAAUGUUUCAUUUCAAAUUCAUACUAUGCCAAUAUGGUAUCCAAUGUAGUGUUGCCACAAACAAAUUUUGUUCAGGAAAUAAAGUCAUAAUAUGCUU